Messenger RNA from Cloeon dipterum, 974 nucleotides. RefSeq names its product tetra-peptide repeat homeobox protein 1-like. Bases 147 to 773 code for a protein of 208 amino acids. The record is from RefSeq and is a predicted model, not a curated record. Lineage: Eukaryota; Metazoa; Arthropoda; Insecta; Ephemeroptera; Baetidae. The transcript is spliced from 2 exons.
CGGCUAGCGCAAUAGAAGGGAUGAUGCAGCGAAAGUGGCCUCGUGAGUGGGGGCCGGUCCUCGAAGGGCCACCCCACGUAUAUAACGGCCGGCGCCUUCCAUGGUAGUCACUGUCGAGUUUGACUUCUCCCUGACAACAGUCGACAAUGAAGUUCUUGGUGUGCGUCCUUUUGGUGGCGGCCAUUGCCCGUGCCGACGAGGCGGCUAAGGAUGAGGACAAGAAGACCGAAAAGCGCGGCAUCUACGGCUCCGGCUUCGGAUACGGCGGCGGCUAUGGCUCAUACGGAGGCGGCUACGGAGGCGGCUACGGGGGCGGUUACGGUGGACUCGGCGGCUACGGCGGCGGCCUCGGCGGCGGCUACGGCCACGCCGAGCACGGCCACAUCAAGGCUGUGACCAUCACCAAGGAGGUGCCCUACGCUGUUCCCCACCCCUAUCCCGUUCCCGUUGUGAAGAAGGUGCCCGUGCCCGUGCCCCACCCUGUGGCCGUGCACGUUGACAAGCCCUACCCCGUCCACGUGCCCGUCAAGGUUCCCGUGCAGGUCAUCAAGCACGUGCCCUACCCCGUGGAGAAGCCCGUGCCCUACCCCGUGCACGUCCCGGUCAAGGUGCCCGUCCACCACCCCGUGCCCUACCCCGUGGCUAAGCCCGUGCCCUACCCCGUGCACGUGCCCGUGAAGGUGCCCGUGCCCCAGCCGUACGCCGUGCCCAAGCCCGUGCCCGUCUACGUCAAGUCCCACGACUACCACCACCACGGUGACUACCACUACUAGAGCGAAGCAACCCCGAGGCGGCCGUCAGGUGGACCCUAGAGUGUCCGACCUACGGCCGAGCUCCUGCUUCCGACGCACACCAAACACCUCACUCUCAUCCUCUAGUUCACUAUUUUUGUAACUGACUUUGUAUACUCGUGACUGUUUUAUAUGUGAGAAAAUAUAAAUUUUUAUGAAAAUAAAUAACAAAAUAAAAAUAUA